GCCGCACGGAGAUAACCUAACUUUUGCGCGUGUUUUUGUUUUGUUUCAUGCUGAAGACUCUCCGGUGUCUCUGCCCCAUUUCCGGACGUUUUUCCCAGCAGGUACUCAGUGCUGUGAUGAGUACCUUCGCGCAGGUGUUUAACCCCAUAUCGGGGCAAAUGGAGUGGGAAGUGCGAAGUAGUGAUUAUGAUUUCUAUCAGGAAGUAGCGAGAUCUGACUAUGGGGACAUGCUGCACGAUCAGGAGCGCAAUCAGAAGUACUACGCAGCCCUCAAGGGGGCCAUUGCGAGUCUCCACAGUCGUGGGCUGAAGGCGAAUGUGCUGGACAUUGGCACCGGGACGGGACUCCUGUCAAUGAUGGCUGUUGCCUCGGGGGCGGAUACUGUGGUGGCGUGUGAAGCCUUCAAACCCAUGGCAGACUGCGCUGAGCGGAUAAUUGCUCGCAAUGGGAUGAGUGAGAAGAUAAAGCUCAUCAAGCUGCGAUCAACGGAGAUUAAAAUUGGUCGAGAUAUGGAGGCAAGGGCCAACAUCCUCGUGACGGAAGUCUUCGAUACGGAACUCAUUGGGGAGGGAGCCAUUGACAUCUUCCGGCAUGCCCAUCGGAAUCUCUUGGAGCCCGGAGCCACGGUGAUCCCACAUUUUGCACGAAUCUACGCUCAAGUGGUGGAGAGCCCCCUUGUGGCGGCUUUCAAUAAGCCCAAAAUGCUGGCCACGCUGGACGGGGAGGUGCUCCUGAAGACACCCACGGAGAUUGUCAAUUGCCCCGGAUCGACGUCUCUGCAUGAAGUUCAGCUCAAUCAGCUGCCGCUUGAUUCAUUCCGCACCCUCACGGAGCCACAGGAAGUCUUUGCAUUCGAUCUCAGCGGGAAGACUGAGCUGGAGAACGACCGGAGGCAUGUGGUUGAGUGUAAAUCCCUCCAAACGGGAACAGUUCAAGCGGUUUUCAUGUGGUGGGAUUUGCAAAUGGACGACAGGGGGGAGAUUCUCCUCAGUUGCGCUCCCUUCUGGGCACAUCCGGAUUUCGCAGCGCUCAAAUCUCACGCUUCCGCACGGAAGCCCCUUUCAAAUGUCAUCCCAUGGCGUGAUCAUUGGAUGCAGGCACUGUAUUACCUUCCGCAGGACGUCACUGUGCAGCAGGGGCAAUCCUUCUCCCUGGUGGCAUACCACGAUGCCCUCUCGCUGUGGUUCGAUGUGACAACAAACAUUCCGGAAGAGCGAACCCUCUCACCGCCCUUCUGCACGUGUGGCUUCCACGUAGCCUGCUCCCGGACACGUAUUGGGCAGAUUAAUGAUCACCAGAGGAACAAGAAGUACCUCAGACUCCUCGAGGAGAUCCCCGCGGCAGCCAAAGUUCUCGCAAUUGGCGAUGGAAGCCUCCUCGGGCUCGCCACGGCCAAAAUGGCCAACUGGACGUACUACCUGAACUUCAACUACUUCUCCGAGAAGAUCACGAAGCUCUACGUCACGGCGAAUGGGCUCCACAACGUCACCAUCGUCAACAAUGUGGAGAGUAUCGAGAAGGAUCUCCAGGCUGUGACGCAUGUUGUUGCUGAGCCACAUUUCAACACUUCCAUCCUGCCCUGGGAUAAUCUCUUCUUCUUCAAGUUCAUCAAGACACGGCUUGCUGAUCUGCUGCCAGCGGAUGUCACCAUUUCUCCUGCAAAAUGUGACAUUGAGGCAGUUCCGGUGGAAUUUUUGGAUCUCCAUAAGAUCAGGAAGCCUCUGAGGAAUGUUGAGAACUUCAACAUUGAGGACUUUGAUAAAAUGCUGGAGAAAGCAUCCGCAUUGGCUGAUUCAAAAUUCGAAGCUCAUCCCCUGUGGGAGUAUCCAUGCCUAGCAUUGGCAGAUCCCAUGAAGAUCUCUUCAGUUGACAUUGAGAGUUUCCCAGAAUCCUCAAAUACCUUCACAACAACAUCAAAGUUCAAAAGUUCCGGAAGUUGCAAUGGGGUGGCUUUCUGGGUUGUGUGGCACCUCGAUCGGUCCGGAAGUGAUAAAUUGAAGAUCAGCACAGGGCCCAGGGAGACAAUUGAACCGGGAAAAUUCAUCAAAUGGGACACAUUCACGAAGCAGGGAGUUUUCUUUGUUGUGGAUCCCAUUCCUGUGACAAUGGAGCAGCCGUACCAGCUCGAUGUGAAGUUCAGUGCAACAGCAGGACCUGUUGAAUGUAAAUUAUCCCCAUCUCUGGAUGAUGGAGGAGUGGUUAUUGAUUAAACAAGUUGAGACAUUACAAA
Messenger RNA from Lutzomyia longipalpis, 2230 nucleotides. RefSeq names its product protein arginine N-methyltransferase 7 (gene Art7). The transcript is spliced from 3 exons. The coding region runs from base 48 to 2210 and encodes 720 amino acids. NCBI's taxonomy places the organism in Eukaryota, Metazoa, Arthropoda, Insecta, Diptera, Psychodidae. The record is from RefSeq and is a predicted model, not a curated record. Gene Ontology annotation, biological process: peptidyl-arginine methylation. Gene Ontology annotation, molecular function: protein-arginine omega-N monomethyltransferase activity.